Molecule: messenger RNA, 692 nt
Organism: Paramecium octaurelia
Lineage: Eukaryota; Ciliophora; Oligohymenophorea; Peniculida; Parameciidae
Source: the annotation of a GenBank genome assembly
AAAUGAAUCACAGUCUCUACACAGUGCAUCCAACUUAUACUCCCAUCAACCUUAGACUUGCAGAAGAGUAUUUCAAUACACUUCCUUCUGGCGAUAUCAGCAGACAAUUCUUCGAUGGUGUACAAUAUAGAGCUGUAAAAGGAUUAUUUGCUUCUUAUGGACUUAAUAGAUUUUCAUAGUAUGGAAAGUUGAACUCUCUAUACAAGUUCUACCCAUAUUAGAGAAUCGUCAAAGAAACAAAGGAAGAAUUAUGUGAAGAUUGGACUUCAAAUAUUAGUAAUAUCGAAUUCAAUAUAUUCUUAGAACUUGCUGCAAUCGUGACAGGAGCUUCAUGGACCUUCCUUUAUUAAUACGCUAAAAGAGGAUAAGUCUUGAGCAUUUUGAGAGAGUACGGCUCAGUCUUCAAGACCCACAGAUUAUUCAGAUAAUAUCUCUACACUCUUGUGCUUCCAUUUGCAAUUGCAAACGAGUAUACAUUCAUUCAUUAUCAUGAUCACAUUGAAUAAUUAUGGCAAGUGCAUGCAAAUAGGUAAUUACGAGAAUUUAGAUCUUAGAUUGAACAAGAAGGACUUGUCAGAUCCAGAAGGUACCUAAUAUCCAGAAGAAUUAAGAGCACCAAGAAGAGAUGUGUUCAUCAAUAAAUGGCAUUGAUCUACACCAUAAUAAAUCUAAUAAAGAAUAUUAUUAUUUUU